AAUUGUACAUCUCGAAAUAUCAAAGGAAGACUGACAUUUUUGCAAAGUUUAGGGUGUUUGCGUAUUUUGGCAAGAGCCACAAAGCUAAAGCAUAUCUCUUAGAACCCUUCAAUAUCAGAUUACCCUUUCCUUUUUUUUUUUUUUUUUUUACCUGCGAAGUGAGAAGAUAUAUAUCUAUACAUAAAAGAAAGCAGAAAUUAAAGAAGACCCCAUCUUUAACAGGUUGCUACUUUUGUUAUGCAAUAAGUUGUUAAAGUAUUAAUCCAACGUUGGUUCAGCAAAAUUUGUUGAUAUUUUAUGUCGCCGCCAUCGUGAUGGCUGCCAAGAAAAUCAUAGCAAUAUGCCAAUCUGGUGGGGAAUUUGUGACCAACAAUGAAGAUGGGUGUAUGAGUUACACUGGAGGAGAUGCAUAUGCUGUAGAUAUCGAUGAGAACACGAAUCUUGACGUGUUUAAAAAAGAACUAGUGGAUACAUUUAAGUUUAGCAGUAGUGAUGGAAUGACUAUAAAGUAUUUUCUUCCUGGGAAUAAAAAGACCCUCAUAAUGAUAUCGAAGGAUAAGGACCUACAACGCAUGGUUAACUUCUUCAAGGAUGCUGAGCAAGUGGAAGUCUUUGUAGUUGCAGAAGUAGCUGUUGCACCCAAUGUUUCCAAUAUGCCUGCCAGUAGGUCCAACAGGACAACAAUGUCAGAGACAGCACUUUCUCCUGCUACCCCUGUGGAGUCAAAUCCCGACAAUCAGCUUAUGGUUGAUACACCCAUGGAUACGACACCGUUAGGUAGUUUUCCGAGUAGCAAUGACAACAAGCACCGUAGGGCAGCUACACAGUGGGAAAACUCCAUUACUGGUGUGGACCAAAGAUUCAGUAGUUUUACUGAAUUUCGUGAAGCCUUACAUAAGUACUCAAUUGCGCAUGGAUUUACGUAUAAAUAUAAGAAGAAUGAUAGUCAUAGAGUAACAGUUAAAUGCAAGUCCGAGGGUUGUCCUUGGCGUAUUUAUGCGUCAAGGUUGGCUACCACCCAGCUGAUAUGUAUUAAGAAAAUGCAUAAAAACCAUACAUGUGAAGGAGCUGCCGUGAAAGCCGGAUAUCGAGCAACAAGGGGAUGGGUGGGAAGUAUAAUUAAGGAAAAGCUGAAGUUUUCUCCUAAUUACAAGCCAAAGGAUAUCGCCACUGACAUUAAGCGUGAAUAUGGCAUUCAGUUGAACUAUUCUCAGGCAUGGCGUGCAAAAGAGAUUGCAAGAGAGCAACUUCAGGGUUCUUAUAAAGAAGCAUACAGCCAGUUACCAUUAUUCUGUGAGAGAAUCAUGGAAACUAAUACCGGUAGUCUUGCUACAUUUGCCACAAAGGAGGACUCGAGUUUCCACCGGCUAUUUGUCUCCUUUCAUGCUUCAAUAUAUGGCUUUCAACAAGGCUGUCGGCCUCUUCUUUUCCUUGAUAGCACUGUUCUCUAUGCAAAAUAUCAAGGAACCUUAUUGGCUGCCGUGGGUGCCGAUGGGAAUGAUGGUGUCUUUCCGGUAGCCUUUGCAGUUGUAGAUGAGGAGACAGUUGACAACUGGCAUUGGUUUCUUUCUGAACUUAAAUCUGCUGUCUCAACCUCUCGACCAAUAACAUUUGUUUCUGCUUUCCAUAAUGGUAUAAAAGAGUCAUUGUGUGAUAUAUUCAGCAAAGAUUGCUACCAUGGUUAUUGUCUUCGGUACCUUGGUGAGAAAUUAAAUAAGGAUCUGCAUGGGAAAUUUUCACAUGAAGCAAGGCGUCUUAUGAUCCAAGAUUUAUAUGCUGCUGCUUAUGCCCCAAAACUGGAAGAUUUUGAGCGUUGUGUUGAGAAUAUAAAAGCCAUCUCACCUGAUGCUUACAGUUGGGUUGUGCGAAGUGAGCCUGAUCGUUGGGCAAAUGCCUUUUUUGGUGGGGCAAGGUAUAACCACAUGACUUCUAACUUUGGUCAACUUUUUCGUGAUUGGGUAUCUGAUGUGAGUGAGCUUCCAAUCACUCAGAUGGUUGAUGCCUUGCGUGGGAAGAUGAUGGAACUGAAUUACACAAGACGUGUUGAUUCUAGUCAGUGGCUUACAAGAUUGACGCCUUCUAUGGAAGAAAAGCUUCAAAAUGAGACAUCAAAGGCAAUAUCACUUCAAGUAUUACACUCAUAUGAGAGCACAUUUGAGGUCCAUGGAGAAGCUGUUGAUAUAGUUGAUAUAGAUAAUUGGGACUGCAGCUGCAAAGGGUGGCAGCUCUGUGGGUUGCCUUGCUGUCAUGCUAUUGCUAUUUUCGAAUGUCUGGGAAGGAGCGCAUAUGAUUAUUGCUCCAGAUACUUCACAACUGAGAGCUACCAUUUGACAUACUCAGAAUCAAUCAACCCUAUACCCCUUCUGGAAAAGCCCGUGAAAACUGAAGUAGACAUGGAAAUCAUGGUCAGUCCUCCUCCAACUAAACGUCCACCUGGCCGACCAAAGAUGAAACAACCGGACUCAGUUGAGAUAAUGAAACGUCAACUUCAGUGUAGCAAGUGCAAGGGCCUGGGCCACAAUAAGAAGACAUGCGACAGGAAAGCAAAUAAGAUUGGUGGAUCUGAUCCUCUACUCCUUACUGGCGUUUUGGUAGCUGAAGAACCUGAAGUCACUGCAUGAUAUUUGGUACCUUCUUCUCCUAUGUAUAUAAGAAAGUCUUUUGCGAAGUCUAGACACUAGUCUUAGAUUCCCUUUAGGACAGGAGCGGAUGGGGUAUACUUUUUGUUUUGAUAACCGAGAAAUCUCCGAAGACAAACAGCAUGGUUCGAAACUCGGUAGAUAAUAGGCCAGCCCCUCUUCAGCAUUGCACUUUAAAACUGAGCAAUUACUCAUCCCCCUAGAAAGUCUUUAUUUACUAGUCAUGCCAUAGUGGUGAUUCACCUUGUCAAGUUGUAUAUGUGAUUAUAUUAGAUUAUGUAGGAGACUCAUGCCCUAGGUGAAGUACUGAUGAAUAAUGGACUCAAAUUUUAUAAAAGCAGUUAAAUUAUUUGGAAGGUGGAGAAGAAGGGUAAAGAUUAAUUGGACUUCAGAAUCUGAGUUCAAAUGGAGCGACAUGGACAGUUUGGAUUGAGGCUUAGUAAUAGUAGUAGUUGAUUGUACUACGGAAUAUGUAGCUAGAACGCUGGUGGUACUUAUAACAACAGGAUAAAAGGAUAUUCGAAGAACAAAAGCAAGAAAUCAUUCGACUGUCCAACCAUGGCUUUCUUGAGUAUCUGCGGCCUUUGCAUCGGAGCAAGCACGAGAGCUAGUUUGCUCACAUAUUUUCUUGUUCCAUGUUGUAACUCAUGCAUCCGGAAUGGACAACAGAUUGCGAUAAACAAAUUGAAAUUGUUGUCGGGUGGACAUUAUAUGAUGCUUUAACGGCACUCUAGAAGGUUGUGAUUUUGAAAACUCCUGAAUGAUCAAAGAAUUUGCUCCCAUUCUAUCAGCAUUAGGAAUAUACUUCCAAGAAUGUAUAUUACUCUCGUUGUAUAUUUACUAUCACAUAAUCAUGUUUGAGUAACUUGCUUUGAAUGUUGUGAAUGUUAUAGUUGAGAUUAUAUCA
Molecule: messenger RNA, 3546 nt
Organism: Lycium barbarum (goji berry)
Lineage: Eukaryota; Viridiplantae; Streptophyta; Magnoliopsida; Solanales; Solanaceae
Exons: 4
Coding region: 315-2621 (768 amino acids)
Molecular function (GO): zinc ion binding; protein binding
Source: RefSeq, a predicted model, not a curated record